Clonostachys byssicola is the source of this 288-nucleotide messenger RNA. The record is from the annotation of a GenBank genome assembly. NCBI's taxonomy places the organism in Eukaryota, Fungi, Ascomycota, Sordariomycetes, Hypocreales, Bionectriaceae.
AUGGCCGAGGCCGAGAUGAAAGCGAGUAGACGAUAUGUGAUUGAAAAUCAUCGACCCGUUAGGAAAAUCAAUUACGAAAAGGGGGCCACCAAGUCUGGGUUGUUGCCCCGCCACCCCGAGAAGAUCAGUGCCGAAAGGUUCGAGAAGCUCGAGAGUUUUGUCAAGGCCACGUCGUACUACGAUAUCCCUGCGAUCGAGAAGGCCUGCGCCGGCGUGGACAACGGCGCGCCGUACCCGCAGCUCGAUGGGCAGCUCAUCCUCUUGCGUGCGGCGGAGAGGGCUGGUUAA